Perkinsus marinus ATCC 50983 is the source of this 297-nucleotide messenger RNA. RefSeq lists its product as hypothetical. The record is from RefSeq and is a predicted model, not a curated record. The annotation marks the transcript as partial. The transcript has a single exon. NCBI's taxonomy places the organism in Eukaryota, Perkinsozoa, Perkinsida, Perkinsidae.
AUGGUAGACGAGAUUAAGAAGGCCCACCAGGAAGACGCGGAUAACCCAGAUGCUCCGCAGUACGACAUCAAGGUCGUUAUCUACGCCGACGACCUGUGCGUCGGAGUCAAGAGCGACAGCAUCGAUGGACUGGUGUACGGCAUUACGAGGGCAAGGCAGGCUGCGAAGGCAUGGUCAGAAAGGGAAGGCUUCAGCCUGGCGGAGGCCAAGGAAGAGCUCUGGGUGGGCGGAGGGGACCUCACGAGAUCCCUUAUCGGCGACCGAUUGCCUGAACUGCGAGGAAAGAUGAAGGAGGAG